Molecule: messenger RNA, 2376 nt
Organism: Ipomoea triloba (trilobed morning glory)
Lineage: Eukaryota; Viridiplantae; Streptophyta; Magnoliopsida; Solanales; Convolvulaceae
Product: protein trichome birefringence-like
Exons: 6
Coding region: 344-2260 (638 amino acids)
Cellular component (GO): Golgi apparatus
Molecular function (GO): O-acetyltransferase activity
Source: RefSeq, a predicted model, not a curated record
AGUGGAACUCGGCAGAGAAAUCAGAAAUGGAGGAAUAUCUGUGGACGCAGUUACAUUUACACGCGCCAGAAUCCGAUUUCCACUCAGUACCAGUAAUGCAAUUCACAUUCAGUACCACUCAUCGGUUCGUAUAUGGAGAGACAGGGGAGUCAAGCUUUCUGGCCUUCUGGGGAGGACAAGGGGCUGGUCUGACAUCGGUUGUGCGGCCUCCUCAGCAGUCGCUGCCGUCGCAGGACGCGUGUAAUCGGAUUUCAUCUGGUUACAUCUCAUUCACGCGAAGGAGGUUCGCCAAGGCUUCUACACAGACGUGAACACCUGGAGACCAGACCACCUCCUUCCUAAGAUGGCUGAUACUGCAAAGUAUGCUCCCCUUCCCAUCAGUUCUGGAAAUUUACAUUCAGAACAGAAACCCCAUUUGUUUCUAUUCAAAACCCAGAGGACCAAGGUUUGUCUGUACGGGUGUGUCUUUGUUUUUGUUGCUUUCACCAUUUUCUUAGCCUUCAGUCCUUCGCCAGCCUCCUCAUCUCCUUGGUUCACAAAUGUAUUUCCUUUAACUAGCAGCGACAGCAGCCGUAUUAUUGGGAGUGUAUCUGUGCCUACAUCAUCUUCUUCGAUUCUCUCUGAUGAGGCAUAUAGAUCUCAUUUCUCUUCAAUUUUUUCUUACUUUUUCCCAAAUUAUUCUCAGCAAGCUCAAAACUUUACUGCUGCUCCCCCUUAUAAUGCCCCAGCAUCUCAGAGUAACAGUUCCUCUGAAAUGCUCAGUUUGAGUAAAGAGCCAGAAGUCACGAAAAAUAAGACUCAAGCUAAUGGUGAAGUUGAAAUCUUGAAUCCAUCAAACCAGACCGCAACUGUGAAUGCAACAGCUGCAUCAGAGUCUUCUUCUGGGUUGCGUAAGGAGCCAUCAACUGGAAAUAAUCAGAAUCAGAGUAAAGUUUCUGGUGAUAAUGUUGGAAUCUUGAACUCAAAUUUGAGUUCAAUUGAGGGCAAAAAGUCUACAGGGAAUCAGACUCUGGGUUCACUGCCAAAAUCUGGUUCUGAGGAGAAGAAUGCGACUGGUAAGGGAGAGAAUAUAAUUGCAGAGAAAGGUGUGCUGUGGAACUCCACUUCUUUUGAGAAGAAGCACAACAAUGUGUCAAGUUCCAGCAUGUCAGUGACACAUGGUAGUGAUGAUUUCAUUAAAUCGUUGUUGAAUUGUGAUUUCUUUGAUGGGAAUUGGGUGAAGGAUGAGUCUUACCCUCUGUACAAGCCCGGCUCUUGCUCAGUUGUUGAUGAGCAAUUCGACUGCUUUCUUAAUGGAAGGCGUGAUAGUGAUUAUUAUAAAUACAGAUGGAAACCCAAUGCUUGUACCCUCCCAAGAUUGAAUGCCACUCACAUGCUGGAAAUGUUGAGAGGGAAGAGAUUAGUAUUUGUUGGUGAUUCUCUGAAUAGGAAUAUGUGGGAAUCUCUUAUCUGCAUUCUCAGAAACUCAGUAAAAGAUCAGACGAAAGUUUAUGAAAAAUCCGGUAGACAAUAUUUUCGCGUAGAAACUUACUACUCAUUUGUAUUUGAAGAAUAUAACUGUACAGUGGAGUUCUGUGUAUCUCCUUUCUUGGUUCAAGAAUGGGAGGUAACCGAUAAAGAGGGACAGAAGAAGGAAACACUCCGACUUGAUUUAGUCGAAAAUUCUGCCACUAAAUAUAAAGAUGCAGACAUCAUAAUUUUCAACACAGGCCACUGGUGGACUCACGAGAAGACUUUCAAAGGGGAGGAUUAUUAUCAAGAAGGCAAUCACGUGUACCCUGAACUGGAUGUUCUUGAGGCUUUUCAGAAAGCUUUGACGACAUGGGGAAGAUGGAUUGAUGCCCAUAUAAAUCCUGCAAAACAGUUUAUUGCCUUCAGAGGUUAUUCCGCAUCUCAUUUCCUUGGUGGCCAGUGGAACUCUGGCGGGGCGUGUGACCGGGAAAUGGAACCUAUAAAGAAUGGGAGGACUAACCUAAAACCAUAUCUACCCAUGAUGGAAGUCUUGGAUAGAGUAUUGAAAGAUAUAAAGACUCCAGUCUCUUACCUUAAUAUCACAAGAAUGACUGAUUUCCGAAAGGAUGCCCACCCAUCAAUGUACCGGACCCGAAAUAUGACCGCUGAGGAGCGGAAAAAUUGGUUUAUACACCAAGAUUGCAGCCAUUGGUGCCUGCCCGGCGUGGCGGAUAACUGGAAUGAGCUCCUGUAUGCAGAACUACUUGUGAACCAAUACCAGAAGCAACAACAAAGCAGCAGAUCAUAGGUAAAAUGACACAAGCCAGGCGGAGGCCUGAGGUUUUGUACUUUUAUUUCAGUUUUCUGUUAGUUUGAGAAAUUUUUUACCAAUAAAAAUACUUUGCUAUUCAACAUUUUUUUUUA